UUAUGACUGGCUAUCAGCAGGGUGGUAUGUAACAGUAGCUGAGUACUUCACAAAUUACAACAAGCAUCGUAGGCCCACUUGUGCACGGGACAGAUGACGUUGACGGCUACAGCAGGCUGACUUCUAUUCACAUCCUCCUGGUAUCCAUGGAUCAUUAAUCAGUUUAUACUAGCAAGGAAAUCUUUGGUUAUCAUUGUUUAACUGGUGUUAAACGAAGCCGAUUAAUUUCUCUCCGAAAAUGUGGAGAUUACUUGGUGCUGUAUGCCCCUGUGGACGCAGAUCCUUCGAAACGAGCGACAGGCAAGGAACUGAUCAGAAGAACCCAGAAGCUCGUCGUCUUCUAACCAGCCAACAGAGUACGUCAUCAUUCCAGAACGUUACGCCUGAACAUCGUGUCCCCGUUAUGGCGACUGCGGCAAUCAGCGAGGGCUCGUUCCAGGAAAUUGAACCGCUUAACUCCACAAGAACUGCUGACUGGGAGAUAAGUGGAACUUCAGAGCCUGGACCAUCCUCUCCAACCUCACCAAUGAGUGAUGCUAUGAGGCCUACUUCACCUGAAGGGCUAAUGAGUGAUGAGGAAGACAUGGAAGGAAUUGAUGAUCCGAGAAAAAAGAAGCGAUUCAGACCGUUCAAAUCAAUACGAAAGCUUUUUAAAAAGAAAAGGACAUCAAAGUCCGAGGAUGAUAUUGAUGGUGCACUGCGGUCCAAGUCUACUGGUGAACUUAACCUUUCCGAUACAGAUGAAAGAAUGUUUGAUCCAAGACCUUCCUCAACAACUAUGACCAGUAGUCGAUCUGAAAGUAGUGUGUUUGUCCCGGAGCAAACUACACCAUUACGUGAGGGUGAAAGUUCAAAAUCUACAGAACAUAUAUCCAAAGACUUUGCAAAAGAUCUGUCUGCAAUGUUGGCUAGGAGGAUGAGCCCUGAUGAUAAGGGUGCUGUGAGGCCUCCCGCAGAAGAUGAUGUAGACAAGGCAACAACAGAGGAAACAAUGCAAGAGGAGGAGGAAUCACUGAAGGAAAAAAGUUUCAAUGAUACUGAUGUAACCAAUAAAACCCGAAGAGAGCCAUUUGCUGCCCGUAGAGUGAAAAGUAUGUCGGCUGCCAGCCCUUGGGCAGAGAAGAGGACUAGAUAUACUAGACCCUCAAAUAGUCUCGGAGAUACAGCAUAUUUGGAUUUGGAUGUUAUUCAAACAUCACCCAAUAGUCACCUUAGUCAUUCGGCAGCAAAACACAAGAUGUCGGUGAAGCCAAAGACACGUCGAGCAACGACAAGGGCCAGGAUAUCGUCUCAGAGAAAUAAUCCUGAACCAGCAUCCCAUGAUGCAUCAAUGAAUGAUAGUUCAUUUUCCAAUAACCUAGGGGACUCAAGUAUACUUUCAGAAACUACUGAAGAAAGUAGCACCUCUAGUUUACUAGGAAAUCAACAGGAACUUCCUGAGUCUCUACCACCAGUUGAUACACCAAUCAACGAGGACACAUUUUCAACAAUUUUGUAAAGUUGGGCAGUCUAUUCUUCUAUUUUGUGGUUUUUUGGUAACUGGGUAUCUUUCUUCUAACUCAUCUGUAGCUUCAUAGAUUUCAUUAACCUCAUGUUCCUUGUAACCAAGGAGAUAGUAAUAAUAACAAACUCAUUCCAUGUUGUAACUAGGGGAUAAACUGUGUAGUUACUUGGCAUGGAGAUGAGCCAACAUUUUUAAUUCAAUCAAUUCAUUUUGUGCAGUACCGUUACAUUCAUUCAUCAUCAAAUGCAGUUUUAUACUUAAAGUGAUUGCUAUUGAGUUGAUAAUUAUUCCUUUAUAUUGCUGCAUGUACGUGUUACUUCAUAUUAUGUAUUGUGUUUUUAUUAUCAUCAUUAUUAUAGUUAUUAAUAAAAAAAUUGUCAAUAUAACCUUCAUGAUUUAAAAAUGAUUACAUUAAUAUUCUAAGUAGUUUCACCUUUCUUUUGAGGGAACUUUACAGGUGUGUUUGAUAACCCCAGAGGCUUAGGAAAUGUGUCUGCUAUUGUUAAUUUCCCAUUCUCUUCUUCUAUUUCCUCAUUCUAAAUUACCUAGCUAAAAACAGAUUCAAUUAACAGUGGUUAGUUUACCUAAGCCUUCUAUUAAUUUGUUGUUUUUAUUAGUCAUCAGUUAAAAAAAAAAGAAAACUAUUAAUUUGUUGUCCCCACUUACCCACCCACCCACUUUCUUUUUUAUCCAACUCCUAAUUUUUCUUCCUUUUUUUCUCAGCAUUGAAAAUUUUCCUGUCUGUAGAAUAAUAUAUUGCUAAGGCUAGAUUUUGUUUAUACCUUGUUUAGCGAACCUGCUUCCCGCAAAUAAUGAUAAUUUUGAAUAAAAAUGAAAUUUUAUUUUUGGCCCAUUAGUGUACCCCACCACAAAAAAAAAAAU
Molecule: messenger RNA, 2386 nt
Organism: Anneissia japonica
Lineage: Eukaryota; Metazoa; Echinodermata; Crinoidea; Comatulida; Comatulidae
Exons: 9
Coding region: 239-1498 (419 amino acids)
Source: RefSeq, a predicted model, not a curated record